CUUGUGCGGAUAGACAAUUCUUUGGAUACAACCCUCGGCUGAUUCUGUUGACACAACCGGAUGUCCUUGUUACAGUCAGGCCUAUAUGUCCUACCUCUAUGUCCUGCCUCUAUGUCCUGGCUCUAUGUCCUGGCUCUAUGUCCUAGAGUAGUUUAGUAAUGAUCAUGUUAAGUGUUCAUGAUAAAGUCGUUUUUUUUGGAUUAUUGUGCGCCAUUCAAUAACGAAUAUGGAUACUUCAGUAAAAACCGUUUAGAUCGGCGCUUAAAAGUAUAUCGAGAACAAGUUUUUCGUCUAUUAUUACUCUUAAGAAACAGUUAAAGGAAAACAAAAAAACAUGACGAAGUUCAAAUUCCACGAAAUCAACCUCAUCAAUGAGAUAUACCAGGACUUUGGCCAGAUGACCACCAUGCAUGGCAUCAAAAGGGCCGCGGUCAGCAAACAGCUGUGGAUUAAACUAAUCUGGACAGGGCUGGUCAUCGCGGCCUUGAGCUACGCCUUUUACCAGAUUAGCCAGACGGUGAACACGUACUACUCAUACCCCUCCUCCAUAGGCCUGUCUAUAGAAGCUGACCAUGAGCUGGAACUUCCGGCUGUCACCAUCUGUAACUUGAACAGGAUUCGUUUAUCGAAGUCAGAGUCUGUCAAAUCCAAGCUGGACGAAUGGAAGUUGAUGGGCAAUCUUACGGUACCACAGCAGAUGGAGGAACUGAGUAUGGAACUCACUGGCUAUACCAGGGAAGAAAAGGAACAGCUGGGCCACAACGUCACAGAUAUGCUGUUAAAAUGUGUAUUUAAUUCGGUAGCAUGCAGUGCCUCUGAUUUUAAGCUGGAUACCUUCAUCAACAACGGCAACUGUUACACCUUUGGCGACAAGACGGUCAACGGUUCACAGCCCUGGAUGGUCACAAAGUCCGGAGCAGAGAAUGGCCUGAUUCUAGAACUGGACAUUGAGCAGGACGAGUACCUGCCCAUCACCGAAUCAGCUGGGAUAAAGGUCUUGUUACAUUCUGGCUCUGAGAUCGUCUUCCCUGAUAACAGUGGCAUCCUGGCAGCGCCGGGAUUUGUUACUAGUAUUGGCAUUAGGAAGGCGGAGACAACCUUACUUCCGGCACCGUUCGGAAGUUGCAUCAGCCAAUCAGAUGACUCCAACAAAAUCAAAAACCUCUACAACGAUUUGGGUUACGCCUACACCAAAGACGCCUGUUUACAGACAUGCUUGCAGAUGAAAAUUAACGAAUCUUGCGGAUGUAUUAAGACUGACAUAGCCAACAUGAUCCAAGUACUUAACAACAACUCGUUGAAGAAUGAUACUAUGCAGAUAUGCAACCGGACGAACACACCCUGCGUCCAUGAGAAGGAGCAACAGUUCCAAAAACAUCUUCUCGGCUGCGAAGACAUGUGCUUGCCUGUUUGCGAACAGAUCAACUACCAAACAACCGUGUCCACGGCGACGUGGCCAGCCAAACGCUACAUGGAGAACUACAUCCAGUUUGUCAACAACUCAGCCACAGCCAACAACAAAACCUACAACUGGACAGGCGAGCCGCGACAACACGCCCUCGACAACUUCCUCCGUUUAGAGAUCUACUACGAGACUCUCCGCUACGAGUCGUUCGCUUCAUCCCCGACCUUCGACUGGAACAGUCUCCUAGGCAACAUCGGCGGUCAACUGGGGCUCUGGUUGGGGUUCUCUGUCCUCACAGCUAUCGAAGUCUGCCAGUUCCUCAUCGAAGUCAGUUACCACAUCGUCAAAAUAUAUUACAGAAAACACCGGAAAUCUAAAAACAAAGACGAAAACGACGAAACAAUCCCUGAGAGAAGACUUAGCAUUGCUUUCGCCCCUUCACUCACGCAACAAGAUCGUAAAGCAAGCGUUGCCUUCGCCAACAGUGUUGCGUUUUCUAAUACCAUCACAGAGGAGGAAGAUGGGAAAAUAACUUUCGCGUUUGAUAACAGCGCGUGUAGCGAGCGAAGAAUUAGUGUGCCUUAUGGGUUAGCUCCCCCAAAACACGAACUGAGGAGAGCUAGUCUUGCUGUACCGACGUACCAAUACGCAAGGAAGACUAGCGUUGACUUCGUUAACAAAAUAGAGAUUGAUUAAUUUUCUGAACAACAUGGAUAAUUGAAAGAUUUUCAACAAGACUUAGGUUGUUAGUGUGUAUAAAGA
This is a messenger RNA of Physella acuta, 2167 nucleotides long. Its product is annotated as amiloride-sensitive sodium channel subunit gamma. Lineage: Eukaryota; Metazoa; Mollusca; Gastropoda; Physidae. The record is from RefSeq and is a predicted model, not a curated record. Gene Ontology annotation, biological process: sodium ion transmembrane transport. Gene Ontology annotation, molecular function: ligand-gated sodium channel activity. Gene Ontology annotation, cellular component: plasma membrane.